This is a messenger RNA of Cephus cinctus (wheat stem sawfly), 1901 nucleotides long. Its product is annotated as endoplasmic reticulum metallopeptidase 1. Gene Ontology annotation, molecular function: metalloexopeptidase activity. The record is from RefSeq and is a predicted model, not a curated record. Lineage: Eukaryota; Metazoa; Arthropoda; Insecta; Hymenoptera; Cephidae. Gene Ontology annotation, biological process: proteolysis.
CGAACACACUUUUCCGCAGGUCAAAUUGCAUAUUCAUAAGGGAUAAUAAAAAAAUCCAGGAAUUAUCUGUUUCGUUAGAAUUUGACGUCAUCUGCAUCAUUGCAAAGUUUACGAAAUAAAUUACCCGGCAAAAAUCAAUAAAUAUGAUUAGAUCUCCAUUUCAAAAAAGUGGAUUGUUCAGAUCCAAUUCUAUACCUGACCAGAUCUACUUAAACUUGAUGUGGAGAUUGUUGCAAUGAUAAGUUGGAUCUGACCUACUCUUAUAAGAUCAGAUUCCAUCUGAUUCGAUGUAAUUAGAUCAAAUCAGAUUUAAUGAUUUUUUUUCUUGGGGACGAUAUUAUUUAUAUCUAAAACACAAUGAGGAUCAAUAAUAAUAGACAAGUAUGUGUUUGUGUAUUACUUUAACACUCCCUUUAUUUCUUGGAUUGACCGUUAAACAAGUUUUUUUGUAAUUAAUAAAUUCGUACUAUUAGCCCUCAUUACCCGGUGGAUAAAGUUAUUUGUGUAGAAGUUUCGUGAAGUUAGCCGUAUGAGUAUCGAUUAGAGUUAUGCAUCUGAUUGUUCCUGGUACAGACUACAGUUCAUCCAUGUAGGAGUAUCUGUGAUUGGAUACACUGAAUAACUACAUAGCUGUUCCUGGACUGUUUAUCCAGUGUUGUAGAUUGAACAAAGUUUUGAAAACGCCAAAACAUGAUGGAGGGUUUUACGAGAGGGACUAACAGACAGUUUGAGAAUGAUGCAAGUGGUCAGGAUAUACGAUAUAAACUAACUCGUGAUUCUCAUCCUUACAAUAGUGUGUCAACAGAAGAAGAAAAAGAAGAAGAAACUUUUCUUAUCAGACAAAAGUUGUGGUAUAUACGUUUAGCAUAGCAUUUCAAAGAAAUGUCUUCCGAACGAUCCAGGAAUACAAUACCUACCUAUUGGGGUACUCUAUUUGCAGUGUUUGUAGUUAUUGGAAUCUUGGUGGUGAAUUAUAUUACACGAUGGAAUCUACCUACAGCGCUAACUGUAGAAUCCCUGAGGACUGCUGAAGAGGGUGAUGAUCUUUUUAUAGCUGAGAGGGCCAGAGCUGACAAUAUAGGCCUUACUAAAAUUGGUGACAGAGUAGUAGGAAGCUAUGAAAAUGAAGUUCUCGCCGUAGAAUACCUGCAAAAUCUUCUGCUACAAAUUCAGGACCAAGCGAUCAACAAUAAAAGUGUUCAAAUCAGUAUUGAAACUAGCAGUGGUGGUUACUACUUGUCGGGUACACGUGGUUUAACUAACAUGUAUGCCAAUGUUACAAAUGUAGUAGCCAGAUUAUCUGAUGUCAAAAUGAAAGACUAUGCUCUCCUUGUCAAUUGUCAUUUUGACAGUCAUUUAUUAGCACCUGGAGCUGCUGAUAAUGGCCUAAACUGUGCUGUGAUGCUAGAAGUUUUGAGAGUAUUGUCCAGAAGCAGAACCACUCUAAAAUACGAUGUAGUCUUUCUUUUUAAUGGCGCUGAGGAAAACCCACUUCAAGGUUCACAUGCAUUUAUCACCACCUCCAAAUGGGCCAAUAUUGUUAAAGUUGUCUUAAACUACGAUGCCGCAGGAAAUGGUGGCAGAGAAUCACUAUUUCAAGAUGGUCCAGGGAAUAGUUGGUUGACGGCAUACUAUGCAUCAGUGGUACCACAUCCUUCAGGAUCUUCAAUACUUACAGACGUUUACGAGUCCGGCCUUAUUCCGUCGAAUACAGAUUUUGUAAUCUUCCGAAAGUUCGGCAAUAUACCUGGUCUGGAUAUGGCACACGGUUUAGGAGGAUAUAUUUAUCACACAUCACUGGAUGACUAUCAUAGGAUUCCAAAUGGUACUUAUCAAAACACUGGGGACAAUAUGAUGGCUCUUGUUAAGGCAUUAGCCAAUGCCGAAGAACUUGAAACAGC